AUGCUGGCUCUGAACCUGUUCCGCUUCUUACAGCGUCCUUUGACGUUUGUCUGCGAGGACUUGCUUGCCAAGAUCUGCACGGUCAAGAUUGGAGGAUGCGUCUUGGUCCUCCUGCAUGAAGUGAUCUGGGUUCUCCCUGCCGUCAAGAGGGUGGCCCCGUGUUCUGCGUGGUGUGCCUUGGGCAACACUUUGCUCAUGGACACCAUCGUCUUGGCCUUCUUGAAAGUGCCUCGCGAGGAGCGAUGUGGCCGACAAGCCGCUUGCCGUGUGCUCCAUGCGGCGGUCAGCCUGACCAGCGAUUUUCUGCCGUUUGCAGCGGUAUUCUUCCUGUGGCUGGCAUCAUUGGGGAUGGUCAUUGCGGCUUCCCUG
Messenger RNA from Symbiodinium necroappetens, 369 nucleotides. The record is from the annotation of a GenBank genome assembly. Lineage: Eukaryota; Dinophyceae; Suessiales; Symbiodiniaceae.